Messenger RNA from Eutrema salsugineum, 1263 nucleotides. RefSeq lists its product as uncharacterized. Gene Ontology annotation, molecular function: zinc ion binding. Bases 1 to 1263 code for a protein of 420 amino acids. Lineage: Eukaryota; Viridiplantae; Streptophyta; Magnoliopsida; Brassicales; Brassicaceae. The record is from RefSeq and is a predicted model, not a curated record. The transcript has 6 exons.
AUGCAUAGGUUUGAAGAUGUUAAAGAAGGGCCAAUACCUCGAGAAAUCAUGGAAUUUAUGCGAAGUGAGUAUGGAUGCGAGAUCUCCUACCAACAUGCUUGGGAUGCGCGUGAAUAUGCAGUUAGUGUUGCUAGAGGAAUUCCAGAAAAAGGUUACGGCAAAAUUCCCAAAUAUUUGCACAUGUUGAAACAAGCUAAUCCGGGUACGCAUACUCAUUUCGAAACUGAUUCCGAUAAUAGAUUCAAAUAUCUAUUUAUUGCUUUCGGCCAGUCGAUUAGAGGUUUCUAUAGAGCUAUGCGUAAGGUUAUUGUUGUUGAUGCGUUAGAUGGUGACUCCAGCUUGUAUCCAAUAGCAUUUGGGGUUGUUGAUUCUGAGAAUGAUCGGUCUUGGGAGUGGUUUUUCAGGCAGCUAUUGGUCGUUAUAGCUGAUGGGCAAGGUGUAGCUUUUUGUACAAAGGGUUUGGUUGGUUUAAUUGCAAAAGCGUCAAAAGAAUAUAGGGUAUCUGAAUUUGAGAGGCGAUUCAAUGAUAUUCGCAACAUAAGUCCGCUCGUUGCGAAAUACUUGAUGGAGGCUGGUGUGGAAAAGUGGGCGCGAUGCAAGUUUUCUGGAUUCAGAUAUGACAUUCGAACCACUAACCCAGCUGAGUCGAUGAAUUCUGUUCUGUUAGCACCCAGAGAGUUUCCUGUCAUUCCUUUGUUGGACAGCAUCAGAGAAAUGUUAACCAAAUGGAGGAUUGAGAAGGGUAAAUCACUCCGUGUUCAUCCAGUUAGCUUGAAUCGAUUUUUGGUUAGAGGAGACAAAUUCGAUUGUGUAGUUGACUUGGAGCUAAGGACGUGUACUUGUGGGAAGUACACACUGUUAAAAAUCCCUUGCAGACAUGCCAUCAAAGCUGGUUUUUCGGUGAACAAGGAACCACACACACUUACUGAUGCAAGGUAUACCACUGCCGUAUGGAGAAUAGCUUACGAAGAAAGCAUUAAUCCAAUAGCCGUUCCAGAGGAUGCAUGGGUCGUCCCAUUGGACAUUGAAAAUUCCAAAGUUCUUGCACCAGAAACACGGAGAGCAGCUGGUAGACGACGCAAGCGAAGAUAUGAGACGGUGGAAGACGACACAAGAGAGGGACAUGUGACAUGCCUAUCUAGGCAUCUUGUAGAUGGUUCCUCUGAUCUUGUUGCAUCGAUGGGUGGAGCACUUGGAGCCGGUGCUCCUAUCUUACUUGUCAACGCAGCAACAGAAGUCUCUAAACCCUCAAUUUUCCCUUGA